Molecule: messenger RNA, 2064 nt
Organism: Cuscuta epithymum
Lineage: Eukaryota; Viridiplantae; Streptophyta; Magnoliopsida; Solanales; Convolvulaceae
Source: the annotation of a GenBank genome assembly
GAUGCACUCCCUCACCUAAUUGAGUCCAUACGAAAGAGAGCAACAGGGAUAAGGUCUGUGGGAGAGCCUUUCACGAGCUCAAACUUGAGGAAGCAAGAAGCAAAGGAAAUCCAAGAAGAAAAGGGUUGUGUUGAGGAGUCGAAAUCGCCGGAAACCGCCACUUUAAGGGAGCUGUUCGUAGUAGCAGACGACGAAAGCCGCCCAGCUUUCGUGAAAGCCGCCCGGCUUUCACCUUCUGCCCAGAUUUUUCGCUUUCGAUCGGUUCAGAACGGGGGUUGAUCGGAGGGCUUAAUAAAGGCAACUAUUUCAGCACUUCAUAAGUUUCAGGUAGAACUUGAAGAGUUGCUGCCACCACCCGUUGCUUCGGGGAGAUCAAGGGAAGAAGACGUGAAAUGGAACGUACCGGGAAAGUAACUAGAAGGAACCCGACUGGCCAGGCACCGAGAGGGUCCGUGCAAGGCAGUAGAGGGGCUUCUAGAGUGUCCAGGGGGCAAGGCCGUGGAGGCCAAGCUCAGACCGUGAGUGACGGUCAUGUUGAAACAGUAAAUGAGUCUUAUGAGUCCGAGGAGGAUUCGACGUAUCAACCGGGAACAGAGCCGGUUGAGACCCCAUAUGAUGGGGAAUAUGAUGAUGAUGAUGAGGGGAGCGAUGAUGAUGACGCUCUAGAAAGGAUGGAGGAACUACUCCGUCAAUAUCAACAGGAUCGCCAAAGGCGCCGGGCUAGGCGUGCUUUGGGAGCGGCUUCAAGAAGAGGAAGCCAUGUGGGAUCUAGGGGACAUGUAGAGUCCCGAGUAGAUCGGGGUGCUGAGGUCCCAAUAAUAAGGAUCUCGAAGUACCUCAAAGAAGCGAGAGACUUGGGGUGUAAACCAUUUGAUGGAACGGGAGACAUCUCCAUUGCGGCCGAGUGGAUCAAGAGAUUCAAUGAAGCGGCUCUUGAUAUGCAACUGCCGCCAAACAUGAAGAUGAGAGUAGCAACGAGGUUGCUAGAAGGAAUGGCGUCCACGUGGUGGGACGGAGUCAAAGGGAAGUAUGGUGAGAAUGUCACUUGGGAGAAUUUCCGGCAGGAAUUCUUCAACCAGUACUACUCCGACUUCGAGGUAAACUUGAAGAGGAGGGAAUACACCAACUUGACCCAAGGAGGCAGGUAUACCGUGAGACAACUCGAGCAUAAGUUCAGGGAGCUUGCCGAGUUCAUACCGGAGUAUGCAUGCGAUGAGAACCGAAUGGUUAACCACUUCUGGGAUGCUCUGGAUUUAGACGUGCGUGAAAGGGCAACACAGCUGCCUAACAUGACGUUUAGUCAAGUGGUGGAGCAAGGCUUGAAGGGAGAAAAAGAAUGGGAGGAAAGGAAGCUGAAAAACGCCGAGGAGGCGAAGAAGAGAAAAUGGGAGAACGCCGGCCCUCAGGGUUCUAGCAAAAGGGGGAACCACGGAGGAGGUGGAUCUUUCAGAACACCCGCACCACCACCAAGGGGAAACCAAGGCCCAGGGGGGCAAGGCUCGAGGUCACAAGGCUCGGGCAUUAUAAGAUGUAAUAACUGCAAGAGGAAUCAUGCGGGUAAGUGUCGUGAUCCCCCAAGAUGUUACCAAUGCGGGGAGACAGGACACUUGAGAAGCAAUUGCCCGCAACUUGGGCGAGCCGUGAGUGCCGGACCGAGUGGUGGGACCACGAUGAGCAGAAACCGGACAGCGGCACCUCACGCAAACACGGGGCACGGUGGAGCUAGCGCAAGUAAUGCACCGUCCGUGAAUCAAGGGAGGACCCAAGCGAGGGUCUAUGCGAUUACGGAAGCCGAUGCACGUGCUAACCCGGACUCCGUCGCGGUUUCAGGUAGAACUUGAAGAGUUGCUGCCACCACCCGUUGCUUCGGGGAGAUCAAGGGAAGAAGACGUGGUUCGUGCUUCUUCCGUUUCUGUUUUGAAAACAAUCUAAAUAAUGCUCAUGGAUAUUAUUUUUUUGAAUAAUCAUUCAGGGGCUUGUAUGCCCAUGUUUGCCGAGUGUGGCAUAAACACUUGUAUUAAAUGUUUCCGCUGCUUAAAUGAAUAUUUUACAUUAUGCUUGUUU